Molecule: messenger RNA, 3636 nt
Organism: Urocitellus parryii (Arctic ground squirrel)
Lineage: Eukaryota; Metazoa; Chordata; Mammalia; Rodentia; Sciuridae
Gene: Adamts18
Product: ADAM metallopeptidase with thrombospondin type 1 motif 18
Biological process (GO): extracellular matrix organization; proteolysis
Cellular component (GO): extracellular matrix
Molecular function (GO): metalloendopeptidase activity
Source: RefSeq, a predicted model, not a curated record
AUGGAGUGCGCCCUCCUGCUCGCAUGCGCCCUCCGGGUCGCAGGGUCCGGCCCGCCGUGGGGCCCCGCGGGACUGGGGCGCUUGGCCAAGGCGCUCCAGCUGUGCUGCCUCUGCUGUGCAUCAGUCGCCACCGCCUUUGCCGGUCACAGCAGCAGCGGUGGCAGCGGAUUAAAUGAUGAUUACGUCUUUGUCACGCCGGUAGAAGUGGACUCGGGCGGGUCAUAUAUUUCACACGACAUUUUGCACAACGGCAGGAAUAAACGAUCACUGCAGAGUGCUGGCGGCUCCCUGCACUACCGAUUUUCAGCAUUUGGACAGGAACUACACUUAGAACUUAAGCCCUCGGCGAUUUUGAGCAGUCACUUUAUUGUCCAGGUACUCGGAAAAGACGGUGCUUCAGAAACUCGGGAACCCGCGGUGCAGCGAUGUUUCUAUCAGGGAUUUAUCAGAAAUGACAGCUCCUCCUCCGUGGCUGUGUCUACGUGUGCCGGCUUGUCAGGUCUAAUAAGGACACGAAAAAAUGAAUUCCUCAUCUCGCCGUUACCUCAGCUGCUGGCCCAGAAACACAACUACAGCUCCCCCGCGGGCCACCGUCCUCACGUACUGUACAAAAGGACAGCAGAGGAGAAGGUGCAGCGGUACCGGACCUCCCCUGGCCACUCCCCAAGUCACACUCCCCCUGCGUCCCAGAGUCCAGAGACUGAGUACCACCAUCGAAGGUGGCAAAAGCAGCAUUUUUGUGGACGACGCAAGAAAUAUGCCCCCAAGCCUCCUAGUGAGGACACCUACCUAAGGUUUGAUGAAUAUGGGAGCUCAGGGCGACCCCGAAGGUCAGCCGGAAAGUCACAGAAGGGGCUAAACGUGGAGACCCUGGUGGUGGCAGACAGGAAGAUGGUGGAAAAGCACGGCAAGGGGAACGUCACCACGUACAUCCUCACCGUCAUGAACAUGGUUUCCAGUCUAUUUAAAGAUGGGACCAUUGGAAGUGACAUCAACAUUGUGGUGGUGAGCCUCAUCCUCUUGGAACAAGAACCCGGAGGAUUGUUGAUCAACCAUCAUGCAGACCAGUCUCUGAAUAGUUUUUGCCAGUGGCAGUCUGCCCUCGUGGGAAAGAAUGGCAAGAGGCAUGACCACGCCAUCUUGCUCACGGGAUUUGAUAUUUGUUCCUGGAAGAAUGAACCGUGUGACACUCUAGGGUUUGCCCCCAUCAGCGGGAUGUGCAGUAAGUACCGAAGUUGUACCAUCAAUGAAGACACGGGGCUGGGCCUUGCUUUCACCAUUGCUCAUGAGUCGGGGCACAACUUUGGCAUGAUUCACGAUGGUGAGGGGAACCCCUGCAAGAAGGCGGAAGGCAACAUCAUGUCUCCCACGCUGACCGGGAACAACGGGGUGUUCUCAUGGUCUUCGUGCAGCCGACAGUAUCUCAAGAAAUUCCUUAGCACACCUCAGGCUGGAUGUCUAGUGGAUGAGCCCAAACAAACAGGACAGUAUAAAUAUCCGGACAAACUACCAGGACAGAUUUAUGAUGCCGACACACAGUGCAAGUGGCAAUUUGGAGCAAAAGCCAAGUUAUGCAGCCUUGGUUUUGUGAAGGACAUUUGCAAAUCACUUUGGUGCCACCGAGUGGGCCACAGGUGUGAGACCAAGUUCAUGCCUGCAGCGGAAGGGACCAUGUGUGGCUUGAGUAUGUGGUGUCGGCAAGGCCAGUGUGUAAAGUUUGGGGAGCUCGGGCCCCGGCCCAUCCAUGGCCAGUGGUCCACCUGGUCGAAGUGGUCAGAAUGUUCCAGAACUUGUGGUGGAGGAGUCAAGUAUCAGGAGAGACACUGCAAUAACCCCAAGCCUCAGUAUGGUGGCAAGUUCUGUCCGGGCUCUGGCCGUGUUUAUCAGCUGUGCAACAUGGAGCCCUGUCAUAAAAACAGCCUGGAUUUUCGAUCCCAGCAGUGUGCAGAGUACAACAGCAAACCUUUCCGUGGAUGGUUCUACCAGUGGAAACCCUACACCAAAGUGGAAGAGGAAGAUCGAUGUAAACUGUACUGCAAGGCUGAGAACUUUGAAUUUUUCUUUGCAAUGUCUGGCAAGGUGAAAGAUGGAACUCCUUGCUCCCCCCACAAAAACGACAUUUGUAUUGAUGGGAUUUGUGAAGUAAUGGGAUGUGAUCAUGAACUUGGCUCUAAAGCAGUUUUGGAUGCGUGUGGCGUUUGCAAAGGUGAUAAUUCAACCUGCAAGUUUUACAAAGGCCUGUACCUCAACCAGCACAAAGCAAAUGAAUAUUAUCCAGUGGUGGUCAUUCCAGCGGGAGCCCGAAGCAUUGAGAUCCAGGAGCUGCAGGUGUCCUCCAGUUAUCUCGCUGUUCGAAGCCUCAGUCCAAAGUAUUACCUCACAGGGGGCUGGAGCAUUGACUGGCCCGGGGACUUCUCCUUUGCUGGGACCACAUUUGAAUACCAGCGCUCCUUUAAUCAGCCGGAACGACUGUAUGCACCAGGACCCACAAAUGAGACGCUGGUCUUUGAAAUUCUGAUGCAAGGCAAAAACCCAGGGAUAGCUUGGAAGUAUGCACUUCCCAAGGCCACAAAUGGAACUCAGCCAGCCACCAAAAGACACCAGCACACCUGGAGUACGGUGCCCUCGGAUUGUUCCGUCUCCUGUGGCGGAGGUUAUAUCAAUGUAAAGGCCAUUUGCUUACGAGAUCAAAAUACUCAAGUCAAUUCCUCCUUCUGCAAUAUAAGAACCAAGCCAGCAACUGAACCCAAAAUAUGCAAUGCUUUCUCCUGCCCGGCCUAUUGGCUGCCAGGUGAAUGGAGCGCAUGCAGCAAGUCGUGUGCCGGGGGCCAGCAGAGCCGGAAGGUGCGGUGCGUGCAGAAGAAGCCCUUCCAGAAGGAGGAGGCRGUGCUGCACUCUCUCUGCCCAGUGAGCACGCCCACCCAGGUCCAAGUCUGCAACAGCCAUGCCUGCCCUCCAGAAUGGAGCCUUGGGCCUUGGUCACAGUGUUCCAAGACCUGUGGACGAGGAGUGCGGAGACGUGAACUCCUGUGUAAGAGCUCUGAUGCAGAGACCCUCCCCGAGAGCCUGUGCGCCAGCAUCCCCAGACCCGAGGUGCAGGAGGGCUGUGUGCUAGGACGAUGUCCCAAAAACAAUCGGCUGCAGUGGGUCACGUCUUCAUGGAGCGAGUGUUCUGCAACCUGUGGUUUGGGCGUGAGGAAGAGGGACUUGAAAUGCAGCGAGAAGACCUUCCAGGGAAAACUGAUAACUUUCCCAGAACGAAGAUGCCGCAACAUUAAGAAACCCAACCUGGACUUGGAGGAAACCUGCAACCGAAGGGCUUGUCCAGUGUACAACACGGGAGCUGGAUGGUACACGUCGCCAUGGCAACGGUGCACAGUCACCUGCGGGGGAGGGGUGCAGACCCGCUCCGUCCACUGUGCUCAGCAAGGCCACCCUUCCUCCAGUUGUCUGCUCCACCAGAAGCCACCAGUGCUCCGAGCCUGCAACACAAACUUUUGUCCAGCGCCUGAAAAACGAGAGGACCCAUCCUGUGUGGAUCUCUUCAGCUGGUGCCAUCUCGUUCCUCAGCACGGUGUCUGCAACCACAAGUUCUAUGGUAAACAGUGCUGCAAGUCCUGCACCAGGAAGAGCUGA